GUGGAGAACAGUAGGUUCGGGUGCGGAGGCGGCGGCCGGACGGUCCGCGGUGGAGCGGAGGGAGCUGGGAUACAUCAUGAGGCUGAAUGAGGGGCCGACCAGAUCCUUUCAGGCUCCCGUGACCGUCCGUAACUACCCGAGCAGCCACGUCUAUGUGUUUCUAAACGGCCGGUCGGACUCGGAUGAGUCAUCGGAGGAAGAGUUUGACAUCAUGGAACUACGCCCGAGGGGCAAGGAGCAGCAGAGACGCGCGGCUUCCCGGGAGAAGGUCGGGGACGUGGUGCUGCUGGAACGAGAGAUUACGGCGGGCGACAGCCUCAACAAGCUCGCUCUGCAGUACGGCUGUAAAGUUGCAGAUAUCAAGCGCAUCAACAACUUCAUCCGGGAGCAGGACUUGUAUGCUCUGAAGUCCAUCAAGAUCCCUGUAAAGACCCAUGGGGUGUUAACCGAGACCAGCAAAGAAUUAAAAGCUCCUCAGAGUGAACGUGCCCAGGCCGCCCUGACCCUCGUUGAUCCACCGGAGCCUGAGGAGGCAGCCUCAAGCAGCAGCUAUGUUGAAUCUGGGCACCUGACCGACUACUUUAAAGGGAUCGACAAGAGUAUUCAGGACGUGGUGCAGUCGGAAGUCAGUAUAAACGUAGACUGCGUUGAGGCACCAAACUGGCUACCUUUUGGCUCUGGAAGACCGAAGGAGGCCAGUACAGGGGCAGACUGUGGAAUCCAGUGGUGGAAUGCGGUUUUCAUCAUGCUCCUGAUAGGAAUCGUCCUGCCGGUAUUUUAUAUUGUCUAUUUUAAAACACAAGAGACCACGGCGGCAGCCCAUGCCUCAAACACAACGUUUGCCUCAAACCUCUCGGCUCACAGAACCGGGGGGGAAUUGUCACUACACUUACCUGCAGAGAAGCUCCCCAAAUCGGGGAGACAGCCCAGCACUGUCUCCCUUCCCAACAUGCACGCCCAUAAACCAGUGACUCUGUCCUCACCAGUUUCAGGGGGCUAAUUUAAGUCAAUCAUAGGUGACUGGUGGGCUGCGGCUGCCGUGUUUUUAUGGAAGAAUAAAGAUGCUUCGUGGCUAACGGA
Molecule: messenger RNA, 1080 nt
Organism: Alligator sinensis (Chinese alligator)
Lineage: Eukaryota; Metazoa; Chordata; Crocodylia; Alligatoridae
Gene: LYSMD4
Product: LysM domain containing 4
Exons: 3
Coding region: 77-1000 (307 amino acids)
Source: RefSeq, a predicted model, not a curated record